AGACCAUUGUCAGCUGGACAAUGUAGAAAGUCCACAAAUGAAAUGUCUCUGCAAGCAAGGCCACCUUCAGCAGGUGAUCCUGGAGGUAAUGAUCUAAAAGCACAUUUUAACAAGAGACCAGCUAGUGCUGGUUGCAAUGGUGCUCAAAAAAGAAGAUCAACCAACAUUCAUAAUGCUGUGGAUACCCAUGGUAGGACUACAUGCAGAAAUGCAGGGACCGUACCCAGGCACCUCAACACUACAAUGUGCCCAGAACCCAGGAAACUAAAAAACAUGACAACAGACGGUGAGAAUUCGAUGUGGAUCUUCCUUCCUGAUGAACUUUGGAUUUACAUUCUCUCGAUGCUUUCCCAUGAAGACCUUUCACAUUCAGCUCAAGUUUGUCACCACUUCAGAAGGCUGGCAAAUGAUAAAACACUCUGGGAGGUUAUUCGGAUUGAAAACAGCAUGUGCUUGAAUGACAACUGGCUCUCUAGCAUAGGCAGACAUUGCCCGCAGAGCCUCACACUGUACAGAUGUCACGAUGAAGUUAAAUCCAUGACAGACAAUGGACUACAGGAACUAUUUAGACAAUGCAAGGACUCUCUUAAGGAACUGAAUAUUACCAGUUGCAGUGGGCCAAAACUCAAUGGAGACUCUGUAUUGUUCCAUGCCAGCACAUACUGUGUUCACCUGAUAUCAGUGGACAUCAGCUGGACAGGAGCCACUGAUAAUGGCAUCAAAGCUCUUGUUCAAGCUAGUAGGAGCCUCCAGUGCCUGUCAGUUAAUGGCUGCCAGAUGACGGAUGAUGCUCUUAAUUCUCUGGUUAAAAAACAUGGGAAAAGGUACAGUAUUUAUUGUUAUUCCCUGCUGGCGUUGCACAUACCUGGCAAUAGGAAUAUUGUGGAGAUGGCUGUCUGCUUAUGAAAGAACGAUCACACUAAUAUCAGAAAACAUGAAUGGACUGCUAUUCAUCAGUUUGUAUAAGAGUACCAAAUGUGACUGAAAAAAUGUGACACAAGUGCAAUACACAAUGCAAUAGAAGCUUUAAUUACAUCAGUAAGCUAUGUAAAAGUUGAUUUCUACAAAAGGGUCAAAAUAAGUAUUGUACAUGCGCCAAUCAUGCCAAUAUAGCUACAUGAAUACUGUAAAGGAUGUUCACCAAACUACUAAAAUAAUGUAUAAGGCAAAACUUAUGUUGCUGAUAAAGAGACAUUAUAUUACUGUAUAUGAAGCUCUGGGUUUUUUUUCAUAUAGACCAAAACAAUUUACAUUCCAUUGUAUAC
Polyodon spathula (Mississippi paddlefish) is the source of this 1265-nucleotide messenger RNA. RefSeq names its product lysine-specific demethylase 2B-like. The transcript is spliced from 7 exons. The coding region runs from base 43 to 906 and encodes 287 amino acids. Lineage: Eukaryota; Metazoa; Chordata; Actinopteri; Acipenseriformes; Polyodontidae. Gene Ontology annotation, molecular function: protein binding. The record is from RefSeq and is a predicted model, not a curated record.